Impatiens glandulifera is the source of this 895-nucleotide messenger RNA. RefSeq names its product agamous-like MADS-box protein AGL65. Bases 43 to 606 code for a protein of 187 amino acids. The transcript has 8 exons. Gene Ontology annotation, molecular function: protein dimerization activity; RNA polymerase II cis-regulatory region sequence-specific DNA binding; DNA-binding transcription factor activity, RNA polymerase II-specific. Gene Ontology annotation, biological process: regulation of transcription by RNA polymerase II. NCBI's taxonomy places the organism in Eukaryota, Viridiplantae, Streptophyta, Magnoliopsida, Ericales, Balsaminaceae. The record is from RefSeq and is a predicted model, not a curated record.
UAAUGGUGGAGAAAGUGCUAUUGGUUUUAGUUUCUUAGAGUCAUGGGAAGGGUUAAGUUGAAAAUAAAGAGAUUGGAGAACACUGCAAAUAGACAAGUGACAUAUUCAAAAAGAAGAAAUGGAAUUUUGAAGAAAGCUCAAGAACUGUCGAUACUAUGCGACAUAGAAAUUAUACUUCUCAUGUUUUCGCCUACUGGAAAACCAACAUUAUUCCGUGGAGAACGCAGCAAUAUUGAAGAGGUUAUUGGAAAAUUUGCUCAGCUAACGCCCCAAGAAAGGGCGAAAAGGAAACUUGAGAGCCUUGAAGCACUGAAGAAAACCUUUAAGAAGAUGGAUCAUGACGUGAAUAUACAAGAGUUUUUGGGUUCAAGGGUUAGAUCAAUUGAGGAAUUAGCCAAUCAAGUUAGGACAUUGAAGGCACAAUUAACAGAAGUGCAUAGAAGAUUGAGCUGUUGGAGUAGUCCUGAAAAAGUUGACAAUGUUGAACAUCUUAUGCAGAUGGAAGAUUCCCUAAAGGAAUCACUCAAUCGAAUCCGAAUACAUAGGGUUUCUUCAUAUUCUUAUAAUCUAAUUUCCUUUUUCAAAAUAUGUUAUUAUAGAAUAUGAUUAGAGAUGACCUCAAAAGUCACUCAAAACCAUCUAUUAAUAUUGAUUAUGAGAAAUUAUGUUAACUUGUUGAAUGCUCUUACAUAAUUUUGCAGGAAAAUUUCGCAAAAUUCCCACUAAUGUCAAUGGAAUCCACAAGCCAGUUCCGGACUGGGAUGUGCAUGCCUUUAACAAUGGCUGGAACAUCAGAAGGCCAACCAUUAUCAUGGCUUUCUUCUAACGAGGAUCAACACAUGACAAUGUCGAUUGAGCCCAAUUUUCUUUCUCAGAGGUGAGUUAAUACUUAUUA